GAUGUCCCAGGCGCCUGGCCUCGAUAGCCCGCCGCCCCUCCCUUGGCGCUUGGCUCUCGACGGCGUCCGGGGCGUGGCCGUUCCCUCGAGAGCCCCGUCCCUGAGCGGACCCGCCCACCUCUGAGAGGUAUGUCUUUGCAAAACGCCACUCUUUCCGGAGAGGGAAACACAGAGGCAGAGAUUAUGGCUGCUGUGUUUUUUUCAGUUGGACCUUUGAGCCCUGAAGUUACCAAGCCAGAUGAAGAUCUUCACCUUCAGGCAGAAGAAACAGAAUUGGUAAAGGAAUCAGUGACAUUUAAGGAUGUGGCUAUAGACUUCACAUUGGAGGAGUGGAGGUUGAUGGACCCUACACAGAGGAACCUGCAUAAGGAUGUAAUGCUGGAGAAUUACAGGAAUCUGGUCUUCGUGGGGCUUGCAGUUUCCAAACCAGACAUGAUAUCUCAUUUGGAGAAUGGGAAAGGACCAUGGGUGACGGUGAGAGAAAUUUCAAGAAUUCCCUAUCCUGACCUGGAGACCAAACCUGCAACCAAGAAUGCUACACGAACAAAGGAUGUUUCUGAAGAUUUAUCACAGCAGGCCAUAGUAGAGAAACAUACAGAGAAUAGUCUAUGGGAUUCCAGAAUGGAAGGGUUAUGGAAAUGGAAUGAUAGGAUAUUGAGAUUACAAAAUAAUCAGGAGAAUCAUUUGAGUCAAAGAAUAAUUACACUCAAGAAGACUCCCACUAGUCAAAGAGGCUUUAGAUUUGAAUCUAUUCUUAUUCCAGAACCAGGUGUUCCCAUAGAAGAGGUUCAUAGUAGAUACCAAACACAAGAGGAAAAUUUCGCAGAAAAUAUGGAUUUGAUUACAGAUACCCAUUUGGGAAAGAUAAUUUGCAAGGAAAUGAAAGGCAGCAAAGCCAUAAGGCAGACUUCAGAACUUACUUUGGGGAAGAAAUCCAAUAAUAAGGAAAAACCCUACAAAUGCAGUACCUGUGAAAAGGCCUUUCGUUAUAGGUCAUUGCUCAUUCAGCAUCAAAGAACUCACACUAAAGAAAAACCUUAUGAAUGUAAUGAAUGUGGGAAAACAUUCAGCCAGCCUUCAUAUCUCAGUCAGCACAAAAAAAUUCACACUGGAGAAAAACCCUAUAAAUGUAAUGAAUGUGGAAAGGCCUUCAUUGCUUCUUCAUCACUUAUGGUACAUCAGAGAAUUCACACUAAAGAGAAACCUUAUCAGUGUAAUGUGUGUGGGAAAUCUUUUAGCCAGUGUGCCCGUCUUAAUCAGCACCAGAGAAUUCAAACUGGUGAGAAACCUUAUAAAUGUAGUGAAUGCGGGAAAGCUUUUAGUGAUAAGUCAAAACUUGCAAGACAUCAGGAAACUCACAAUGGUGAGAAACCCUACAAAUGUGAUAAUUGUGGGAAAGCCUUUAGGAAUAAGUCGUAUCUGAGUGUACAUCGGAAGACCCAUACUGAAGAGAAACCAUAUCAGUGCAAUGAGUGUGGGAAGUCUUUUAAGAAUACCACAAUUUUUAAUGUGCAUCAGAGGAUUCAUACUGGAGAGAAACCUUUUAGAUGUAAUGAAUGUGGAAAAGCCUAUAGAAGUAAUUCAAGCCUUAUCGUACAUAUAAGAACCCACACUGGGGAAAAACCCUAUGAAUGUAAUGAAUGUGGGAAAGCAUUCAACCGCAUUGCAAAUUUCACAGAACAUCAGCGGAUUCACACAGGAGAAAAACCCUAUAAAUGUAAUGAAUGUGGGAAGGCGUUCAUUAAUUAUUCAUGCCUUACUGUACACCACAGAAUGCAUACAGGAGAGAAACCUUAUAAAUGUAAUGAAUGUGGAAAGGCCUUCAUGCGUUCUUCUUCUCUAAUUAUACAUCAGCGUAUUCAUACUGAAGAGAAACCUUAUCUGUGCAAUGAAUGCGGGGAGUCUUUCAGAAUAAAAUCACACUUAACUGUACAUCAGAGAAUUCACACUGGAGAGAAACCAUAUAAAUGUACUGACUGCGAGAGGGCCUUCACCAAAAUGGUAAAUCUCAAGGAGCAUCAGAAAAUUCAUACUGGAGUGAAACCCUAUAAAUGUUAUGAUUGUGGAAAGUCCUUUAGGACUAAAUCAUACCUUAUUGUACAUCAAAGGACACAUACUGGAGAAAAACCAUAUAAAUGUAAUGAAUGUGAGAAAGCCUUCACUAAUACAUCACAGCUUACCGUGCACCAACGAAGGCAUACUGGAGAGAAGCCCUAUAAAUGUAAUGAAUGUGGAAAGGUUUUCACAAGUAACUCAGGCUUANAUCAAAGAACACAUACUGGAGAGAAACCAUUUAAAUGUAACGACUGUGGGAAAGCAUUUAGCCAGAUGGUACAUGUCACAGAACACCAGAAAAUCCACAGUGGAGAGAAGCCCUAUAAGUGUGAUGUCUGUGGAAAAGCCUUCAGAAGAGGUUCUUACCUUACAGUGCAUUGGAGAACACACACUGGAGAAAAACCCUACACCUGUAAGGAAUGUGGAAAGGGUUGUAUUACUGUAUCACAGCUAACCUUACAUCAGAGAAUUCAUACUGGGGAGAGGCCCUAUAAAUGUGAAGAAUGUGGAAAAGCCUUCAGAACUAACUCAGACUUUACUGUACACUUGAGGAUGCAUACUGGAGAAAAACCCUAUAAAUGUAAUGAAUGUGGAAAAGCCUUCAGGAGUAGUUCAAGCCUUACUGUACAUCAAAAAAUACAUCAGAGAGAAACUCAGUCAAUAUGAAGAUGGUAAGUCAUUCAUCCAGAUGUCAACUCCAGAAGAUGAAUCUUAUAAACUAUAUAUUAUGAAUAUAGGAAAAUCUUCAUUAGGAAUUCAGAAAUUAUACAGAGAAGCUCUAUAAACAAUUAUGUAGGAAAUAAUUUAAUAAUAUUAAUUUGUAGAAGUUAUAAGAAAACUCUCACUAGAGGAAAAUAAUGAACAAAUGAAAGCUUUUAUCCAGAUUUUAUACUUUACUCUUUUAACAAAUUAUCUUCAGUUAAUUGCCUAUAUAUGUAUUUGCCUAUUUUUCUAUUCAUUUAUCUGUCUUUUCUUAUAAACUUAGAGGAACUUUUAAUACAUUUUAGGUAUUAAUCAUUUGUCAUUAUGUAACAUGUUUUUCUUAAUCUAGCAUUUGCCUUUAUACUUUUUAGUAAUGGCACAACACUUUUUUAAGAAAAUAUUUAUAUCAUUUUAUUUUUAGAUUUUUUAUUUACUCAUUUUACUUAAAACAGAUCUCUUUAAUGCCUAGGUUAUACGUAGCAUCCUAAAUUUCUUUUUAAGAUUUUGAUGAUUUUAUUUUUUACAUUUAAGUCUUUAAUCCCCCUGGACUGGAUGGUUCUUCAUAGGAGAGCAACUCUAAGUGAUAAUUAACCCAUGAAAAGAUUUUGAACCUAAAAAGUACUCAGGGAAAUGAAAAUUGAAAUGAGCAGUGAGAUGAAACUUCCCCUUCAUGGAUUUGGUAAAUGUUAAGAGAUCUUUUGCUAUUGGGGUUUGGGAAACCAUGUAUCCUUAUUUAAAGGUUACAUAACAUAUUUCCACCAUCAGUCCAACAAUAUACAUUUAAAAGUUUAAAACAUAUAUACUGUUAGGCCCAGCAGUCUCACUUUUGGGAUCUGUCCAAUAGAAACAAAAGCAGCAUCAAUGCAUAAGAAUAUAAAUAAACAUGUUUGUUGAAGUAUUGUUUGUAGAAGGGGCAAAGCCCCAACUGCAAACACAAUGAAUGCCCAUUAAUAUGGGAAAUGGUUAGGUAAAUUGUGACAUAUCAAUAUUAUGGAACAGUGUGAGAGUAAUUUUUUAAAUGAAUUAUAUACUAGCUGAUUUCAAUGUAUUUCCACAAUGUAUGAUAAAUAAUUGCUUUGUAGCAGAAAUGUAUAUAUACAGUAUUUCAUUUUUGUUAAAAUUAUCAUACUCAUUUAUUUUGUAUUUAUGUGUGUGUGUGAUUAGAUGCACAUGGAGACAGGUAUGGAAGAAUAUACACCAGGCUGUUGAUAUUGAUUACCUUGAGGGGAGGGAGCAAAGGAGAAAUAGAGAUGAGGGGAGAGUGUACAAACAGAAAAAUGUAAAUGCCACACAUAUGGUAUAAAACUGUGUAUGUAAUAGUAUGUAUUUAUGUGAACAUUUGAGGGAGAUGAAUGAAAGCAUGUUCUCCAAAAAUUUAAUGAUGGUUAUUUCUGUUUUAGUGAAGUGUCAGGUAUUUUUUGUUUUUUUUUUUUUACUUUCUUUUCUGUGUUUUUAAGUUAAAUUUUUCUUUGCAAUGAACAUACAAUAUUUAUAUAAAGAGGAAAAAUCUUUUUAUUGUGCACUUUAUUUGUUGGACACCUUCAAUGUGCAGGACCUACCCUCAGUGCUGGAUAUGCAGUGAGGGGGAGAGGUGCUCGUGGAUCUGAGAGCAUGGAAAUUGUUUCUUAUGUUACCCAAAUUCCAAAAAAUGUUCCUUGGCACCUUAUUCCCACCACUGAGUUUUAUUUGUAGGAAGUGAUAGAAAUUCCAAAUAAAUGAAAAAUAUACCCAAGAAUAUCUGAAACUUGUACCCAGAAAGUAGACCGGAAGACCGCAAGCCUCGGAAUUUCCACUUUCAACAUGCCAUCAAAGAAAAGGUCACAAAGGCAACAAUAGGUGUCUUUAUGGAUCUAUGUAAAGUCUCUCAACUUUGCAUAAUGAAGUAUAUAGAGAGAAAAUAGCCAAUACCUCCCAAGUCUAUAAAUGAGGGCUUAGAAGUUCUGGGAACACUAUGAAAUACUUCUGCUAGGAGGGGCCUAGAGUAACAGUGGGAACCUAGAGGCUGAGGCCCGAAUACCAGAAGGCCCUAACAUACCAAAGACCUGACAUCCAAAAGAACAAGGCAUGAUGAGUUACACUUCAGAGAGGCUAAGAAAAGAAGAGCAAAUACCCAUUUCACAAUGCCAGGGUAAAUACAUAUUUAACAUUGGAAAGGAAUUAGAGGAUGAAUGAUGUGAAUUAUCUUCCUUCAUAAAUGAACAACUUGACAUUCGGGUUAGAAUGACCAUUUUUGAUUGAAGUUUAAUAGUGAAACUUAUCAACUGUUGCUAAGAGACUAAUCCUCAUUGAAGAUAGUUAAUGUACCACUUUCUGACUGAAAGGUUGGAGAGUCAGACCUUUAAGAAGCCCUGCUGUCACAGAGUUCAAUGUGGCAUAAUGCCAACAUUGUUGGUCACUCCAUUCUGCCUCCAAAUCCUCACUACAACUAAACCCUGCCUCCCAUUCCUGCCUUAGAGGCAAGCACUUCAAGAUGAGGAACAUGGUCAGCAGGUUCAAAUGAGAAGAAGUGAAGAGUGUCCGUUGAGUAAGGGCCUGGGGAUGACCCACACCAACCUGACUAGAGCAGUUUGAGUGGCACAGUGAGCUGGCAGGGUCUGGUUCUUGUGCAUGCCACUAUUCCAUUAUGGGUUUAAUUUGUACUUCCUCGGUGGAUAAUACUGUUGAACACCCCUUUCUAUAUGUGUUAGCUUUUUAAAUAUCUUCUUUGAGAAGUACCUGUUCAAGACUUUUGCCACUUUUUAAUUGGGAACUGCUUUUUGCUCACUUGUAGGAUUCUUUAUAUAUUCUGGAGACAAGAUUUUUUUUAGAUGUUUGUAUUACAAAUAUCUGCAGUUACCUUUUCACUCUCUAAAUGAUGUUCUUUGAUGAAUAUAAGUUCUUAAUUUUGAUAAAGAGUAACUUUUCUUUAUGAUUAGUGCUUUUUUUGCCAAGUUUAAGAAAUAUUUUCUUAAGGUAAUAAAGAUAUUUUUCACAUUUUCUUCUACAUAUCUAUUUUAUGUGUAUGAUCCAUCUGAAAUUAGUAUUUAUGUAUGGCAUGGAGUAGAGUUCAAAGUAUUUUUCAUACAAAUAAGCAAUUUGUUCAACAUCAUUUAUUGAAAAAUCCAUCUUCCCAUUUUUUCCUUGAAUUGUAGUUAAACAUUAAUUAUAAAUCAGAUGAUCAUGCAUGUUAGGGUCUUUUGGACUAUUCUGUUUCAUUGUUCUAUAUGUUUAUUAUUGUACCAAUACCAAAUAUUUUAAAUGAAAACUGGUAGUACAGUUGACCUUUGAACAAUUCGGGGGUUAGGGGAACUGACCGCUCACACAAUCAAGAAUCAUUGUAUAACUUUUGACUUCAAAAAGUUAACUACUAAUAACCUAUGUUUGACUAGGGGCCUUGCCAAUAACAGUCAAUUAACACAUAUUUUGUAUAGGUAUUAUAUACUGUAUUCUUAAGUAAGCUAGAGAAAAAAUAUGAUUAAGAAAAUCAUAAGGAAGAGAAAAUAUAUUUACUAUUCACUAGGUAGAAGUGAAUCAUCAUCAAAAUCUUUUAUCUUCAUCAUCACGUUGAGCAGUACUGAGGUGGAAGAAGAAGUGGAGGGGUUGGUCUCAGGUGGCAGAGGUAGAAGUAAACCCAUAUGUAAGUGGUCCCACACAGUUAAAACCUGUGCUCAAGGAUCAACUGUGUAUGUUUUCUAAUUUUGUUCUUAUUCAAAAUUGUCACUGCUAUUUUAGGUCCUUGGCAUUUUCAUUUACAUUGUUGAAUGAUUUUUUUUUAAUUACACCAUACCAAAAAGCUAGGAUUUUGUUGGCAUAACAUCAAAAACAUGAGUUAAUUCUGGAAAAAUGAAUGUACAAACAUGAAUAUUGAAACAUUCAACCUAUGAGUAUUCCAAACCUUUUUAUUUAUAUAGAUAUUUUAAUUUCAACAUUUUGGAUUUUGUUAUUGUUGUUGUUUGGCCUUGCUACGUCACCC
Molecule: messenger RNA, 6709 nt
Organism: Cebus imitator (Panamanian white-faced capuchin)
Lineage: Eukaryota; Metazoa; Chordata; Mammalia; Primates; Cebidae
Product: zinc finger protein 624-like
Biological process (GO): regulation of transcription by RNA polymerase II
Molecular function (GO): DNA-binding transcription factor activity; RNA polymerase II cis-regulatory region sequence-specific DNA binding
Source: RefSeq, a predicted model, not a curated record